Moesziomyces antarcticus is the source of this 3975-nucleotide messenger RNA. RefSeq lists its product as uncharacterized. Bases 1 to 3975 code for a protein of 1324 amino acids. The transcript has a single exon. The record is from RefSeq and is a predicted model, not a curated record. Lineage: Eukaryota; Fungi; Basidiomycota; Ustilaginomycetes; Ustilaginales; Ustilaginaceae.
AUGAAGCGCAGCUAUCCUUAUGCCACCGGCGUGAACGCGCAGGCUCAAGGAAACCAGGUUCCAGCUUACGGUCAGCCUCCACCACCUGCAGGGCCCGCACCCCCGCUUCCCUCGUCGGGACCUUCCCCACCAGCCGCAUACUCGAAUUAUGGGUAUGGCUCCGUGGCGCCGGUUCGGCCUCCGCCUUCCAACAUGAAUGGACCAGGCGCCGCUAGUGCUCACCAGCCCCAGUGGAAUCAGCAGUGGAAUCAGCAGUGGAGCCAGCAGCAGUGCUAUCCCCAACAGUCCGGCGCCGCUGGUCCUUCUGCCGCCGGCCACUAUGGCUCUCCUCGACCACCGUCGCAGGCGCAGCAACCCCAACACCCACAGUCUCACCAGCCCACACAGCCGGCUCCGUAUCGCUCCAUGGCAGGUCCCGCUGCAGCCUCCCCUCCAGCCGUCCAGGCGGCUGGCUACAGCCCCCACCAGCCGCAGCAGCCCAUGCAUUAUCCGUACCAGUCCCAGCCUUCUGCCAUGCAGCCCCCCUCUUCGCAGCAUCAGCACAAUGCUGCAGCUCAGAGCCACGCUUACAGCCCUUCCGUACCCCCACAGCCCAAUGCUGGUCCCAACGAUGCAUCUGCAUCGUCGUGGCCGGGGGCUUACGCUCCAGGUGUCCAGCCAGGUCCGCCUAACAAAAAGCCCCGCUACCCGGCUCCUUCUGCAUCCGGGCCAGCUCCAGUGCCUCCAUAUGCACCCGCGGCUGGUGCCAUGGGGGGUUACGCUGCCCCUCCUCUGGCUGAUCCGGCGUCACAACAGCCAUACGGCUGGCAGGCCCAGAACGCCAUGCAUCCUCCAAACUCCCAUCCGCCUUUUCAAGGUCAGCAAGGCCCCUUUGGACCCGCUGCCUAUGGCAGCGGAGUCCAGGCUAAUGCUGUUGGUCGAGUCGGCCUCCCAUCGAACCCUGCUAGAGGAGAUAGGGGCUCAAGGGGAGCUGGAGGCAAGGGUGCUUCAGGAAAAGGAUCUGUCGGAGGUGCGAACCGUAGUGGCCAGAACAGGAACGGAAAUCAGCAGCGUGGCAACCUGCCAUUAGGCACACCUGCUCAACGAGCCGGACUGCCAGCCAACCCCAUCGCCUCGGCCGGUGGAGCACGCAGUCAGAAUGGUCCGACUCCGGCGUGGGGUCCGAACGCUCCUCCAGGAAACAUCAGGGGCCCCGCCGGCUCAAGCCCCGCUGCCAACACAGGCAGCGGGGCUCACAACGGGCGCCGUCUUUCCUCUGCCAGCUCCGUACACAGUGACAAGAACACUCGGCGCACAGACGCGUCGGGCGCUUCCGGUACCGGUUCCGUGAGAAAGCCGGGAUUCAGCUCGGAAAACAUGAUCCCCAUCAAGGCCGCACGAGGCCCGAACGGCGCUAGGAACAAUCCAGCACAGCCUGGCUCCGACGCUUCCGGCUCAAGGGCUGGCAGCGCAGCUCCUCGUCAGCGUGCCCAAAGCUCCAACGCCUUGGACGAUGCCGAGGCCGCCGCUGGUGCUUCCACCAAGGACGGCGCAGCUGGAAGCAGCGCCAGCCACAAGAGAGCGCAUACCGACUUUCGCAUCCUUGGGCUCGAGAUCAAGGAGCUCGACUGGUCUUGGUCCAGCCCUCUGGCCGUGCCAAAGGAUGCUUCUGCUGAGGUUCCCCACUCGUCGGAGGCCGCGGCGGCCGACGUCUCCCUACGCAGCGAGCCAAACUCACAGACCGACGCUGCCGACGCCUUGGGCGCUGUCGUUCAAGAGGCGACCGCUGCAGCUGCCAAUUCGUCUGCUGAGGAGCAUCUUGGCGAGGACCAGCAGCCUGCUGACGCGGACAAUGGUGAUAACGCCGGCCUUGAUGACAAAGCUGAUGCGACCAUGGACGCCGACGCCGACGCUGAGGCUGAUGCUGAUGCCGACACCGAUGCUGAUGCUGAUGCCGACGCAGACGCAGACGCCGACGUCGAUGCUKAUGCUGAUGCUGAUGACGACGCUGACGCCGACGCCGAUGCAGAUGCAGAAGCAGUUGCGGAUGCCGAUCUGGACGCGGACGCAGAUGCGGACGGUGAUGCUGAGGUAGAUGCCGAGGCUGAUGCUGAGGCUGAGGCUAAUGCAGGUGCUGAGCCCAUCGCGGACUCUGCCGAUCUGGAAGCCCCGAAAGCAGAGCCGAGCGAGGAACCACCCACAAAGCUAGCAGGUGAGGUAUCGCAGCCCAGUCCAGCAGCGGCCACAUCUGGCCGAAAUCGAGCUGUGGCUGCGCUGCGAGAGUCUACCAAGCUCCGCCUUUGCUUUGCUGCCAUGCCGGCUGCAUCUCACGAGAGCGUUUCGAAGGACAAACCUUUGCAGAGCCAGCAGACAGCCGCGCCUGCAGCGAACGGUCUCGAUGAACCGACGGGAUCCGAACAAGUCCAAGAGAAGGUCGCGGUGAAUGAGCAAGACUCGACUGGCGACGCGCAGGCGGCCGCACCUACGGCGCUUGCAGAUGGCGAGAAUAUGCCAGCCCCGGGCGAGAACGAUGUAAAGGAGGUGAAGGACGAGCCGAUGGAACAGACUUCUUCGGUGGCUGUCGAUGCACCGGCCGACGCGAUAACCGCAGAGCAGCCUGCAGCUUCCGAAGCAGCAGCCGCUGUCAAGACAGAAGAGGAGGAGCCAACGAAGGACGCAAGAGACAACGAGGCUACGGAAGAAUCUGUACCUGCCAACGAUGCGGCAGAAGCGGUCUCGACGGACGGCACUCCCAGAAAGACGCGUCAGGCUGCCGAUGCGGCCCCCCAGUCCAAAGGCCCGCCGCAACUCUCGCUGAACCGCAUCUUCCUCUCGUUCGCAGCCAACAGAAAGCGGCUGGCGAUUGACGCCGAGGCGGUGCGGUCGGUCAAGAUCCACCGGUCGGAGCACUGGAUCGAGAUCCGGCUCCUUGCCGCGCGCGCAGCCAGCCAAGCGGCGCGCAAGAAAGGCGACGAGUAUCUGGUGAGCCGCGGCACGCUGCUCGAGAAACGCGACAAGGGGCAGGACAACUACACUGCGCUGACGCGGGGCGAGAUUGCGGCGGCGUGGGAGAGCGCUGGGCCAAGCGCUGAGGCGAGCAGCGGCGCAGACGACGGAGGGCACCUAGAGCUUCCGCCUUUCUUCCGGCUCGGCGACGAGGCGGAUGCGGGCGCGGAGCUGACGCUGCUCGUGCAUCUUGAUCCGUCGGCGCCGCUGCCAGAGCCGGCGUGGCUGCGCAAGAACGAGGUGGAUGAUCUGCUGGCGAACCUGCAGCAGCGUUCGGGCGGCGUGGAAGCCGCGCAGCACGUGUGGUUUGGCAAGGUGGAGGUGGUGGAUCCGGAUCCGCCGCCGUCGAUGACGACGGUGCUGUACGAGUGGGUCAAAGAGUCGUUGAUCGGAAGCCAGAAAGAGCGACGCAAGUUUGUCGACGAUCUGCUGCGCAAUCGCCCACGCCCCGCGCUGGUGGAGGUCAAGAAGGAGGAAGUCGAGCCCGCUGUAGGAGUCAAGACGGAGCAGGGUGCGACCGAGGUGGAGAUGGAUAGCGAGCGGGAUGCGCGCGUGGCACGCGCGUAUGUCGAGAUGGUUCUGCGGCUGCUCAAGGGCGAGCGUGCUGGUGUCAGCGCGGGCUCGGGCGAGGGUCUUGCGGACGUGCUGGGACAGGCUACGCUGACGAGCAGCACGACGUGGCCGGGGCUGGUGAUGCUGGCGCUGCUGCAGCUGCCGCUCGACGCGGGCGUGGCGCCGGCACACGUGCGUGCCGCGAUCGAUGCGCGUCUCAUGCAGAUCCCGCACGCCACCCUCAUCCGAGCCAUCGAUCUGACUUGGAAGGACACCGUCGAGGCCGAGAGGAAGACCGCCCCGCAACCGGCCGGUAGCCAGCAACAGCAGCAGCAGCAGCAGCAGCAGCAGCAGCAGCAGCAGCAUGGAAGACAUCGACACCAUGCGCACGGUCGGAACCGGUCGGGCCAUGGCGCGCACAAACGCAAGCGCAACUAG